CCCGGGUUCGUCGGAUGGCGCAGCACAGCAGCAUGCUGAAGAUCAUGCCGAAGAUCUGCCAAUGAAAGAGACACGUCAUGAACUCCAUCAGCUGCACCUUUGAUGAUCCAUUUGAUUUCAGUGAAGAGUCUUGGGAUCAAUGUGAUAACAUGCUGCAGACAACUGACAACAAGAUACACGUUGCCAAUAACCUGAUGGACAUGGACCAGGACCCUCGCAAACGGCUGUGCUUUGCUGACGGCCGAAGGAAAGUGGACUAUGUGCUGGUGUACCACUAUCGAAAACGCUCCUCCGUCAGGAGGUCUCCUAGUCAACACAGACUGUCCAUCAUCUCCAAUGGUAGUUAUCCUUUAGGAGUGGAGGAAAAAGACCCAGAGGGAGGGAAGGAUGAACCUGCGGAGGUGGUGGUGGAUGUCGGACCCCUAGACCCUGCUGAUGGGGAGAAAAUCAUGAUCCGAGAGGAGUUCGAAGGCAAUUUAAAGGAUGCUGGGCUGGAAAUUGAGUGUGAUAAAGAGAACAAGGCUCAUGGUCAUGCUUUCAUUCGGCUACAUGCGCCUUGGCAGGUGUUGAGCAGAGAGGCAGAGUUUCUCAAGAUCAAGGUGCCCACCAAGAAGAGUUACGAGUUGAGGGAAGAAAAAGGUCUGGCUGCCACCAUGAAUGAAGUGUGGCGGAAGUUAAAUCAACCGUUCCAGCCCAAAGUACCCCAUCAGGAGCAAGAACACAGCCGUACCAAGUUCCUUUCGCACUGUUUCUCCCGGGACAAGCUCCACCUGUACAACAUCAAUUCAAAGGACAACUUCUUCGACAAUGCCACAAGGAGCCGAAUAGUGUAUGAAAUCCUCAGACGCACCUCCUGCACACGGACCUGCCAAACCAUGGGUAUCACCACACUGAUAGCCAACGGGGUUUAUGAUUCAGCGUUCCCUCUACACGAUGGAGACUUCCACCCCAGUGGACAAGCUGAGGGGAAGAACGACAGACAACUGUUACAUGAUGAAUGGGCAAGAUACGGUGCUUUUUACAAGUAUCAGCCUGUUGAUCUUAUCAGGAAGUACUUUGGGGAGAAGAUAGGUCUCUACUUUGCCUGGCUUGGCGUCUAUACUCAGCUUUUGAUCCCUGCGUCUGUGGUGGGCAUCAUUGUGUUCUUCUACGGCUGGGCCACUGUGGAAACAAACAUACCUAGCCAGGAGAUGUGUGAUGAGGAUCAGAACUUCACUAUGUGUCCCCUCUGUGAUCGAGCAUGUGACUACUGGCAUCUCAGCACAGCUUGUGGCACGGCACGUGCCAGCCAUCUCUUUGACAACCCGGCUACCGUGUUCUUCGCCAUCUUCAUGUCCGUCUGGGCUGUCAUGUUUCUAGAGCACUGGAAGCGCAGACAAAUCAGUCUGAACUAUAGUUGGGAUCUGACAGGCAUGGAGGAGGAGGAGGAACAUCCCAGACCCAAAUAUGAAACGAUUCUCCUUCAAAAAAAGCAGAGGAAGAAGAAAAAUAAAAAGAACAAAAAUGAGCCUGAGAGAGGUGUGGACGAGAGUGGGAAACUGGGGAAGGACAAAUGGAGGCAGAGGUUACUGUCAGCCAUGGCAGCUGGGAAUCCGACUGGACAUGAGAAGCUAACAUGGAGGGACAGACUGCCUGGAUAUUUAAUCAACAUUUCCUCCAUUCUGUUCAUGUUUGGAGUGACUUGCUCUGCUGUCUUCAGUGUCAUCAUCUACCGCAUCACCAUCUCCGCCCUAAUGGCCAUGAGUCCGGAUCCAGAGGUCAAGUCCAACGUACGAGUGACCGUCACAGCCACUGCAGUCAUUAUCAACCUGGUGGUCAUCCUCAUCCUGGAUGAGAUCUAUGGCAUGGUGGCUGCCUGGCUCACAGAACUGGAGAUCCCAAAAACAGAGACCAACUUUGAGGAGCGUCUGAUUCUGAAGGCAUUCCUCCUGAAGUUCAUGAAUGCCUAUGCACCCAUCUUCUACGUGGCCUUCUUCAAAGGGAGGUUUGCAGGCCACCCCGGUGACUAUGUUUAUGUCUUCAAUGACUACCGUAUGGAAGAGUGUGCUCCUGGUGGCUGUCUAAUUGAACUCUGUAUCCAGCUCAGUAUCAUCAUGUUGGGAAAGCAGCUUAUUCAGAAUAACAUCUUUGAGAUUGGCAUUCCAAAGCUGAAGAAGCUGUGCCGCACACUCAAGGACAAAGAGCGGGCGCCCAAGGAGAUUGUGGAGCAGCCGGGUCGCCGCCAGCAGUGGCACCUGGACUACGACCUGGAGCCUUUUGACGGACUCACACCUGAAUACAUGGAGAUGAUCAUUCAGUUUGGUUUCGUGUCGCUCUUUGUGGCCUCAUUCCCACUGGCUCCGCUUUUCGCUCUCUUGAACAAUGUCAUCGAGAUCCGCCUCGACGCCAAGAAGUUUGUCACGGAGCUUCGCAGGCCAGAUGCCAUUAGGGCCAAAGAUAUCGGUAUUUGGUACAACAUCUUGAGUGGUUUGGGAAAGUUCUCGGUCAUCAUCAAUGCCUUUGUCAUCUCCUUCACGUCAGAUUUCAUCCCUCGCUUGGUCUACCAGUACAUGUACAGCGAGACAGGGACCAUGCAUGGCUUCAUCAACCACACGCUCUCUUACUUUAAUGUCAGCAACUUUAAACCUGGAACUGUGCCUUCCAUCUCCAGUCUCGGCAAAGACGUUACAUUCUGCAGGUACAAGGACUACAGAGAACCACCAUGGUCAACUGAGCCUUACCAGUUCUCCAAACAGUACUGGUCGGUUCUUGCGGCUCGGUUAGGUUUCGUCAUAUUGUUUCAGAACCUGGUAAUAACCAUGAGCAUGCUGGUGGCCUGGGUGAUCCCGGACGUGCCCAAAAACAUCAGCGAGCAGCUGAAGAAGGAGAAGACUCUUCUGGUGGAUGUCUUCCUGAAUGAAGAAAAGGAGAAGUUGCAGUUGAUCCAGAGCUUGUUCUCUAGAGAUCUGAUACAAGAACAGCAGAAGGAGCAGCAGGUGUCGGAUCAGACCUCGCUGCCUCUUCAGCAAACCCAACCCGAGCCGGUUCCUCCCGCUACGUCCCCGGCCUCCACAGCUCCUCGCACCCGACCCCGAGCUGCAAGCUUCAGCCAGUUCACCCGCCAGAUGUCCAUGUCUCCCCAAAGCAACAUCACCCAACACACGGCCGUGUGAGGGAAGUCGGACGAGAGAAGAUGAGUCUGGAGUGCAUUUCACAGUGCCUGAGUGCUGGAUUUUGAGGAUUUGCUGAAGUUUGAGGCUCCGAGUUUUGGGAAUCAGGUGACCUCGAUCCUAUGUUCCUGUUUUUUUGUACCGGAGAAUGAGGGGUCACUUCUUUUGGUCACUGAACUGUAGUCUGAAUGUCUGUCUUGCAGGCUCCACAUCUGGUU
Messenger RNA from Sinocyclocheilus rhinocerous, 3367 nucleotides. Its product is annotated as anoctamin-1-like. The transcript is spliced from 27 exons. Gene Ontology annotation, cellular component: plasma membrane. The record is from RefSeq and is a predicted model, not a curated record. Gene Ontology annotation, molecular function: intracellularly calcium-gated chloride channel activity; protein dimerization activity. Bases 78 to 3152 code for a protein of 1024 amino acids. NCBI's taxonomy places the organism in Eukaryota, Metazoa, Chordata, Actinopteri, Cypriniformes, Cyprinidae. Gene Ontology annotation, biological process: chloride transmembrane transport.